Molecule: messenger RNA, 3811 nt
Organism: Drosophila novamexicana
Lineage: Eukaryota; Metazoa; Arthropoda; Insecta; Diptera; Drosophilidae
Gene: Not3
Product: CCR4-NOT transcription complex subunit 3
Exons: 12
Coding region: 637-3375 (912 amino acids)
Biological process (GO): nuclear-transcribed mRNA poly(A) tail shortening; regulation of DNA-templated transcription
Cellular component (GO): CCR4-NOT core complex; P-body; nucleus
Source: RefSeq, a predicted model, not a curated record
CGUACGAGUUUAAAUUCAAAAUGCAAUAUUACGAAUGACAGCUAGCUGCUAUGAAACUCGCCAGGGUGGUGUGCCACUAUCGAAAGUUAAUGGCGCAAUCGUUUAUAUUCGAUAACUCUUGGCGAGUCGCCAUCUUGGAAUGUGCGAAGAAGAAGAAGCGAACAAAAAGCAAGCGAAAAAUCUUUAAGCGUAUUUAUUUAAAUGUAUAAAUUGCAUAAAUCAUCAAAUUUAAGAACAAGCACACAUAUUUAAUGCUCUACUCAUCAAUAUAAAAGAAAUCCCAGCACAGCUGCCACGUUGCGUUUGCCCAAAAAGGCUAAGCCAAAAAAAAAUCGAAAUCUCCGACGGCCCGAAGGUAUCACACACAACACUCACACACACACACACACACAGGCCAUACAUCAGUGCAUGCAAAAAGAGGCAGAAGAACCAAAGCCAGGCAGAGAGUGUUUUCCCACACGUUUCAGUGAAGCUACUUGGAUCUAAGACGCCGUUGUCGACUUCUGGCCAGGCAGAAGCACCACACAAGCGGAGAUUGUGUUGCGGCCAGGUGAUAUAACUAAACAAUCGCGACAGCUUGCAACGGACUAUGUCUAACUAUUUGCGCCAGCAGAAACCACAAGAGCACACAUAGCCAUGGCUGCGACGAGAAAAUUGCAAGGUGAAAUUGAUCGAUGUUUAAAAAAGGUAGGCGAGGGCGUGGAAACGUUUGAGGAUAUAUGGAAAAAGGUACACAAUGCAACAAAUACCAACCAGAAGCAAAAGCACCUGCAGGAAAAGUAUGAGGCAGAUCUUAAAAAGGAAAUUAAGAAGCUGCAGCGAUUACGUGAUCAAAUCAAAUCAUGGAUUGCAUCCGCCGAGAUCAAAGAUAAAAGCGCGCUGCUCGAGAACCGAAGGCUUAUUGAAACGCAAAUGGAACGCUUCAAGGUUGUGGAGCGUGAGACAAAAACAAAAGCCUAUUCCAAGGAGGGGCUGGGCGCCGCACAAAAAAUGGAUCCAGCGCAACGGAUCAAAGAUCAUGCGCGUAAUUGGUUAACCGGCUCAAUUAGUACACUGCAAAUUCAAAUAGAUCAGUAUGAGAGCGAAAUUGAAUCCCUGUUAGCGGGCAAAAAGAAACGUGUGGAUCGUGACAAACAGGAGCGCAUGGAUGACUUGCGGAGUAAGCUAGAUCGUCAUAAAUUUCAUAUAACCAAGCUGGAAACCCUGCUGCGACUGCUGGACAACGAUGGUGUCGAAGCGGAUCAGGUGAACAAAAUCAAGGAUGAUGUCGAAUACUAUAUUGAUUCAUCGCAAGAGCCGGACUUUGAGGAAAACGAGUUCAUCUAUGACGACAUUAUCGGUCUAGACGAGGUAGAGCUGAGCGGAACGGCCACAACGGACAGCAACAACAGCAACGAAACCAGCGGCUCGCCCAGCAGCGUUACCUCCGGCGGCAGUCCAUCCCAAUCGCCAGUUACAGUGCAGCAGGUGUUGCCAUCCUCCUCCACACAACCGCAAUCAGCAAUGGCAGGCAGCAGCAGUUCAGGCGGUGGCACCAGCGCCGCAAGUGCUGCCCAAUUUCAGCAUUUGCAGGCUGCAGCCGCAGCGGCAGCAGCAGCCGCCGCUCAACAAUCGAAUGGCAACAAUGUGGGCUAUGCGAGCGACACCAGCGCAGCUUCAUCCUCAGCGACAACGUCCACCGAGGCGACAACAGGUGGCGAGAAGCGCAACAAAAGCAGCGAAAGCAAUGCUAACAGCAGCAAAGCGAAGCAGCAACCUCAACAGCCGAUCAAGCCGACGCCAGUGCGUGCCACAGCAAAAGCACCCGCGGGUAGUGAUACUCAAGUCAAUAAGAUUAUCAGCUCAACGCCCAGCAAAAACCAGCAGCAGCAGCUACCCACGGUCGCUUCCGUUUUGGCGUCUAGCGGGACACAGAACAGCAGCAGCAGCAGUAGCAGCAGCAGCAAUGUCGCUGCUAGUGGUCACAAUCCUGCCGUGCAGCCACAUGCCCCAACGCCUGGUCUGAGUGCAGUUAAUGUUGCCGUCUCCGCUGGCACAGCGGCAACAGCAGCAGCAGCAGCUGCCGCUGCGGCAUCAGCGAGCAACAGCACCAACAACAUUCAAGGCCAAUCUGUGAUUCAAGCGACACCAACUAUUGCAUUUGCAGCGGUGGCUAAACACAACACAUCACUACUGGAAAAUGGACCUGUGCUGCAGCAACAGCAGGCAACAGCGCCCACGGUGGCCGCCAUUGUGAGUGCCAGCGCACAGGCACAACAGCAACAACAGCAGCAACAGGCGGCGCAAUUAUCCAAUCUUCAAACGAAUUCCUCACACAUGCAAAACGGUCUGCCCGUCUCACUCAGCAGUAGCAGCAGUGGCAGUAGCAACAGCAGCACCAAUAACAACAGCAAUGCUGUCGAUGCGAUUUCAUUGAAAACCAUGGCACAGGAAGCCAUUAAUCGAUCUGUGAUCGAGCCAAAUUCCCUGAAUCAGCAGCAGGCAAGUAAUAUAGACACGAGACAGCAGCAGCAGCAACAACAGCAGCAACAACAACAACAACCGCAGCAGCAGCAAGCAGCGCCGCAAUCGCUGCUGCAACAGCAUUUCAGUACUGAAACAACUGCCAACCAACAACAACAACAACAGCAGCAGCAACAGCAGCAGCAGCUUCAACAGCAACAACAACAAGCGACAGCGGCAGCAGCAGCGCACAAUGGUCCCACAGCGGGCAGUGGACUCAUGAAUCUGGCGAAUGCUGCUGGUCAGCCGUCAACCGGCAAUGGUGGUGUUGUUGUCGCAGCCAAUGCCAAGACGCAUACAGCACAGCAACAACAGCAACAACAGCAGCAACAGCAGCAACAACAACAGCAGCAGCAACAACAGCAAAUUGCAACAACGGAGGCGCACAUACCACCGCUGCUGGGCGUAACACCGUUGGGUCCAACGCCGCUGCAAAAGGAGCAUCAGCUGCAGUUCCAAAUGAUGGAAGCCGCAUAUUAUCACCUGCCACAGCCGAUUGACACUGAGAAGCUACAAACAUAUUUUCAUCGCUCACCGGUGCAAACGCCAGCGCACUAUCCCCAGGCACAGCUGCCCAUAUACGAUACCGUUGAAUUCUAUCAGCGACUCUCUACGGAGACGCUCUUCUUUGUAUUCUACUACAUGGAGGGCUCCAAGGCGCAAUAUCUCGCCGCCAAGGCGCUCAAAAAGCAAAGCUGGCGCUUCCACACCAAAUACAUGAUGUGGUUUCAGAGGCACGAGGAGCCUAAAAUUAUAAACGAUGAUUACGAACAGGGUACGUACAUCUACUUCGAUUAUGAGAAAUGGAGUCAGCGCAAAAAGGAGGGCUUCACCUUUGAAUACAAGUACUUAGAAGACAAGGAGCUGAAUUGAAGGAUGCGUUGUUGUGAUGCGGAUGCGAAUGCGGAUGCGGAUGCGAAUGCGUCGGCUGUUUAAGAGAAAACCAAUCCAUUACUACAAUAAUGAAUCAAUAGAAUACAAUAUUCACGCAUACCAGGAGAACACACACACACACACACACGCCCACACACACACACACAUACACACACUCAUUCAACAAAAUCGCACACAUACAAUCACUCUCGCACACACACACACACACAACUGCAACAUAAAUCCAUAAACUAAAGAAAAGAUCAUGUGUAAGAAGCGAUAAAGCAGCAAGCCGUAAGCAUAAGUGAAAAGGAGAAAAACAAUGAAGUAUGUUACUGAUACUUGUUCGGAAAAUCCAUGUAAAAACAUAUGCUUUUUUAUAUAAAUGUUUUAUUGUUUAUUAUUUUUUUUUUUUAAGAUUUACUUCCAACACAAU